GCGCGGUCAGUGAUUUCUGGGUUCAUACGUCAGAGGCGCCGCAGCCAGCGAAGCACAGCAGCUGCAGAUGGAAAAGCCGCCUUUCACAAACACAGCCAUUAGUUUUGGCGUUAGUUGAGCUGAACAGCGAUUUAAAAUGCGUCUCUUUUAAAAACGUGGGAAAGUCCUCAUCGUCUCUGACGGCCAAAACGGACGAAAAGGAAACAUGGAGAGCUAUGAACAGUUCUUUUUGCGCAGUCUGGUUAGACUACAAUCUGAAAGGACAUACGACAAGAACCAUCUCACAUCUGGCCAAUGCAUGGACACCUCUCUCAUCCGCUUCUAUGGGAGGACAGUUCUGUCACCUAUGCUAAGCGAGAAGCAGCGCAGGGAGAUGGCUCAAUACAGGCAGACAGCCGCAAGACUGGAGGCAGAGAAGCAAACUCAGUGUCGAAAUAACCUCUUAAAUCGGGUCCAGAAGAUUCUGGAUGACCGAGGAAAUGCAUUUACAGUGCCUGAGCCUUCCAAACCCUCAAACAAUGUACUGACCAGUAACCACCUCGUGACUCCACCAGAGAUUUUGAACAAAAACCCAGGAAAGGAUCUGGAGAGGGAUGUUGAGAGUGAAAAUAAAGAAAUAAGCCUACAGAACCUGCUGCGGAGGUCGCGAGAGUACAUUGAAAAGGAAUAUGGUUGGCGAGGGUCAAAGGUUAGCAGCAAGUCACCUGUGUCUUGUACUGUGCCCUCAGAGAGUCUCUCAAAUAAAGAGAAUGAGAAUGGUAGCCCUGUGCGUGAGACUGAUGGUAAUAUAUCUUGCUACAUCCAGUACCAUAGUCCCCUCAGCCCAGGCCAACUCAAGACUCAGCCUUUUAAGAAGCCUAAAUCAGUAAUUGAUCCUGUACUUGGCCUUGACUCUUUAUCUGGAUGCACUUCGCACAGUCAGCUAAACACAGGGGCUAGUCUAAGCCUUAGGCCCCAUCGUGGCCGCCCCCGUCCAGUGUCAACAGGUGACAUAAUUUUCUCAUACUCUGGCAGAGCCAAUGAGCCAGGUAUCACAGCUAUAGGGAGGUCUCCGGAGGCUGUGCUACCACCAGGCCUUGAGAGAAGGCUUCUGGAAUUAGAAGGACUAGGCGGAAGUCGACGAGCCAGCCAUUCUGGCUCCAGCCCAGUGAGUGAGAGAGGUAGUUUUAUCAGUACACCAGAUACAGGACAUGACCUCUCAGAGACUGCAUUUCGGAGAAGGUGUCACACAUUGGAUAGUAACCUGGGGCCACCUCAUCAGAGCCCUCCAAUAGAUAGGAGCCAAGAGAGAGUUCCUCGCUUUAUGGCAGGUGUUCCUCAGAGGACUCCCCCUCGCCGCUCCCCUCCUGCCCAACUCAACGCAACAUUUACACUAGCUAGCCCCACUAGCCCAACUUCAUCAAUGCUAAGGCCUAACUUGAUGAACACAGAUCUCUCAGCUUCUUCAUGCCAUAUCAAACAACAGCAAGCGACUGAGGGAAACUGCAUAAUCAGUACAACACUGGAUGAGACCAGGACAGAAGAGGUGCAGUGGCGAGUACAGGCUAUUGGAGAGAUGCAGAGAUGUGUGAAAGAAGAGCAGCAUGCCUUACAGAUGUCCCUAAUCAUGGCUGAACAAGAGAGAGAGCAACAGCGCCUUCAACAGGAGCUGGAAGAGAAAGAGAGGCGGCUGAGGGAUCUGGGUGGUGUCUGUGCUGUUGUGGGGGAGUUGGGGAGCGAGUGGAAGGCAGCUAGUGAAACUUUCUCCUCACUUAGCACCUCAUGCCCUAUAUGCCCAGCUGAGAUCUCACCUGGAUGUACCACACCUAACAUAGGUCUCCCCUCUCCUGCUACUUCAGGCAUCAUGACAUCUUCUGUCCCACCUCCAGUCUACUUGUGGGGGCUAAACCGGGGAGUAAACAAAUCUAGGAACAGACUGAGCCAGGUUUUAAGUCCAGAGCAGCAGAGGGCACUGUGUCGCCUCAGUGCCGUUGCUCAAGGUUUCCUUACGCGGCAGCUCCUGAGGACUGAAAAAGUUAAACACCUGCGUCAAACAGUAAAGGACACUCGGGAGUUCAUCUCUUCUUUCCAUAAAGAAGCACCGCAGAAAAGAAACACUCUCUCAGAGCAGGAUCUUUCACUGCAGGAAAGAGUCAGAGCCCAGCUGCGUGCAGCACUUUUUGACAUUCAUGAUAUAUUCUUUGAAAUGACUCUGGAUGAACGGUUGGCUCUGCUGCAACAGGACCGAGAGCUUCGUACAGAGAGGAAACUUCGAGAGAUGGAAAAAGCCAAGAGUCCCAAAGAGAAGAUGAUUUUGUCUGCUGCCACCCAGAAAGUUCUAGACAGGAAAAAGCAGAGAGUGGGUGAGUCUCCAGGUCAGACCAGAAGGAUGCAACAGAAGCCCAAAAGCCCGCUUACCAACAGGAGUUUGCAUAGGAAGACUCAAGAAGACAGAGUGAAGCGCUCAGACGGCCUGAAGAAGCAGCAUUCACUUGGUUAAGGCGUCCUUUCUGGGUCUGUAGCACUACAGCCUAUAUAACCCUACUACUGAACAACUCACAACUUAGACCUCACUUUAA
Molecule: messenger RNA, 2558 nt
Organism: Colossoma macropomum (tambaqui)
Lineage: Eukaryota; Metazoa; Chordata; Actinopteri; Characiformes; Serrasalmidae
Product: centriolar coiled-coil protein of 110 kDa-like
Exons: 12
Coding region: 206-2479 (757 amino acids)
Biological process (GO): regulation of cytokinesis; centriole replication; centrosome duplication
Cellular component (GO): centriole
Source: RefSeq, a predicted model, not a curated record